AUCUCGUGGGGGUGGCUUUAGUUAGUGAUAUGCACGCCUGUCCUUAAUCAUUCCCUCCAUAUUCUCUUUCUGAAUUUGUUAUUCCUAUUAUUUAUUUUUCUUCUUCUCCUUCUUCCGCCCUGUUUUCUUUCUCUGUCUUUGGCUUCUUCCUCUCUCGUACGUUCUAUCUACUGGGUUGUGAAGAUUGUACAAAUUCCAUAAGCUUCUACAAGUUGGGACUGGAUCUGGGUGCUUGUUCUUUUUCCUGUUAUUCAUCUCCUUCACGUUUUAUUCAACCAGUGGCAGGUAACAACAGAGUUGGCAAUAUAACAUGGCUGUCUCCAUGAGAGAUUUGGACCAAGCCUUUCAGGGUGCUGGCCAGAAAGCUGGGCUUGAAGUAUGGCGCAUAGAGAAUUUCCGCCCUGUUCUUGUACCAAAAUCAUCUCACGGAAAAUUUUUCAUGGGAGAUUCAUAUAUAGUCCUCAAGACCACAUCCUUAAAAAGUGGUGCUUUGCGGCAUGAUAUUCAUUAUUGGCUUGGUAAGGAUACCACGCAGGAUGAAGCUGGUACUGCAGCCAUCAAAACUGUUGAGUUGGAUGCAGCUCUUGGAGGACGUGCUGUACAGUACCGUGAAGUGCAAGGCCAUGAGACAGAGAAGUUCUUGUCAUAUUUCAAACCGUGCAUUAUACCACAAGAAGGUGGAGUUUCCUCUGGGUUCAAACAUGCAGAGGCUGAAGAACACAAGACAACGUUGUAUGUUUGCAAAGGAAAACGUGUUGUUCAUGUUAAAGAGGUUCCUUUUGCUCGAUCUUCACUUAACCAUGAUGAUAUUUUCAUUCUCGACACCAAGUCCAAAAUAUUCCAAUUUAAUGGUUCCAACUCAUCCAUUCAAGAGAGAGCGAAAGCAUUGGAAGUAGUUCAAUACAUUAAAGAUACAUAUCAUGAUGGAAAAUGUGAGGUAGCCGCCAUUGAGGACGGCAAAUUGAUGGCUGAUGUUGAAACUGGCGAAUUUUGGGGUUUAUUUGGUGGUUUUGCUCCACUUCCAAGAAAAGUGGCCGGUGAAGGUGAUAAGACGGUUGACUCACAUCCAACUAAACUAUUGUGUGUUGAGAAGGGCAAUAGAGAACCUGUUGAGGCUGAUUCUUUAGCUAGAGAGCUGUUAGAGACAAAUAAAUGCUACAUUCUAGAUAGUGGGACAGAAGUUUUUAUCUGGAUGGGAAGAAAUAGCUCUCUUGAGGAAAGAAAAAAUGCCAGCAGAGCUGCAGAAGAGUUAGUUAGUGUUCCUGAUCGUCCACAAUCACAUAUAAUGCGUGUGAUUGAAGGCUUUGAACCUAUUAUCUUCCGAGCCAAGUUUGAUUCAUGGCCUGAAACAGCAGCUGUAGCUGUGUCAGAGGAUGGUAGAGGCAAGGUUGCAGCACUUUUGAAACGCCAAGGAAUUAAUGUGAAGGGUCUUUUGAAAGCUGAACCUGUCAAAGAGGAACCUCAACCUUACAUCGACUGUACAGGAAAUCUACAGGUCUGGCGUGUCAGUGGCCAGGAAAAGCUUCUACUUCCUGUCUCUGAUCAAUCAAAAUUUUACACUGGAGAUUGCUAUAUUUUCCAAUAUUCUUACUCGGGAGAAGACAAGGAAGAAUUUCUCGUUGGAACAUGGUUUGGUAAACAAAGUGUCGAGGGAGAAAGAGCUGCUGCUCUAUCGCUGGCCAGCAAGAUGGUGGAAUCAUUGAAGUUCCUGCCUGUCCAGGCUCGUCUUUAUGAAGGACAUGAACCAAUCCAGUUCUAUUCAAUUUUCCAGAGCUUUAUUGUUUUUAAGGGUGGGUUGAGUGAUGGAUACAAGAAUUACAUCACAGAAAAUGAAAUUCCAGACGUGACAAAUUCAGAAGAUGGUGUUGCAUUGUUUCGAGUUCAGGGUUCUGGUCCUGAGAAUAUGCAAGCAAUUCAAGUUGAUGCAGUCGGAUCCUCUUUGAAUUCCUCUUAUUGUUACAUUUUACAUAGUGGCUCUACUGUUUUUACUUGGUGUGGGAGUCUUACCAACACAGAUGACCAGGAGCUUGUUGAAAGAUUUCUCGAUGUGAUAAAGCCAAACUGUCAAUCCAAGCCGCACAAGGAAGGUGCAGAGUCUGAACAAUUUUGGGAUCUGUUGGGAGGAAAAGUGGAAUAUCCGAGUCAGAAAAUUGCAAGGAAUAAUGAGAGUGAUCCACACUUAUUUUCUUGCACUUUUGCUAAUGGUGCGUACAAUUCAAUUUCAAUUGUAAAAUGUACUAUACUCUUUCAUCAUUAUUGUUCUUUUUUUGGUAUAUAAGUUGCUGAGAUCUACAACUUUGGCCAAGAUGAUCUGAUGACAGAAGAUAUUGACAUUCUGAGUUGUCACUCUGAUAUCUUUGUUUGGGUUGGUCAGCAGGUUGACCCUAAGACUAAAGUCCAUGCUUUAAAAAUUGGUGAGAAAUUUCUUGAGAUCGAUUUUUUUCUUGAAAAAUUAUCACGCGAAACUCCGAUAUAUAUUGUCAUGGAAGGAAGUGAGCCACCUUUCUUCACACGUUUCUUCUCAUGGGAUUCUGCAAAAUCUGCCAUGCACGGAAACUCAUUUCAGAGAAAACUUGCAUUAGUCCGAAAUGGUGGUACUCCUACUGUAGACAAACCGAAGCGGAGAGCUCCUGUAAUCUAUGGAGGAAGGUCCAGUAGUGUGCCAGAAAAAUCACAGCGCUCAAGGAGUGUGUCUUUUAGUCCUGAUCGAGUCCGUGUGAGAGGAAGGUCGCCGGCUUUCAAUGCAUUAGCUGCAAACUUUGAGAACCCAAAUGCUAGAAAUCUUUCUACACCUCCUCCGAUGGUUAGAAAAUUAUACCCAAAAUCUGUUACUCCUGACUCAUCAAGACUGGCUUCUAAGAAUGCUGCCAUAGCAGCACUGAGUGCAAGUUUCGAACAGCCACCACCUGCCCGAGAAGCUAUUAUACCUCGCUCUUUGAGGGGGAGCCUAGGAUCCUUGAAGCCGAAACCAGAGUCGGACAAUAAGGAGAACUCCAUGAGCAACAGAAUUGAAUCUCUUACUAUAGCGGAAGAUGUGAAGGAGGGUGAAGUUGAAGAUGAGGAGGGUCUCACAAUACAUCCGUAUGAAUCACUUACAACAAAUUCAAGUAAUCCAGUAUCAGAAAUCGAUGUGACGAAGCGAGAGACAUACUUGUCGUCGGCAGAGUUCAGGGAGAAAUUUGGAAUGGCAAAAGAUGCUUUCUAUAAGCUACCUAAAUGGAAGCAGAACAAACUUAAAAUGGCCUUGCAUCUGUUUUAGAUCUCCUUGCUAACAAUGUCUUUGAUUGCUCGUCGUGGAGUUUUGGUUGCCAGAUGGGCAACUCAGAGUCCUUAAUGGAGAGCAUCAGUGCAUUUUAAGCUGUUUCUGCUCCCAAACAAAACUCAGAGCUGUUCUUAAUUGGUUUGAUGAAUGGUUUCACUAGCAGUUGAGUUAGUUUGUGCAAUAUAUUCUUUGAAAAUUGGUUUGAUGUGAGCAAUUUUGGUUUUUGUUAUCUCUAAUUCUUUUCUUGUUCAUUGAGUUUUGUUCUUUUAAUAUUAAAAAAAAGGGAGAAGAGGAAAAACAGAGAGCAAUAGUUUAAUUUUAGUUGUAUUGAUUGAUGAUUGAGGAUGGAACCAUGUACAGCAUUGUAAAGAUUAGUCCUCUCAUUUUUUUUUCAUUCUCUAAAAUAAAAAGUGUGAUUUUCUUA
Molecule: messenger RNA, 3686 nt
Organism: Cucumis melo (muskmelon)
Lineage: Eukaryota; Viridiplantae; Streptophyta; Magnoliopsida; Cucurbitales; Cucurbitaceae
Product: villin-4
Exons: 23
Biological process (GO): cytoskeleton organization; actin filament severing
Molecular function (GO): actin filament binding
Source: RefSeq, a predicted model, not a curated record